Molecule: messenger RNA, 1850 nt
Organism: Notothenia coriiceps (black rockcod)
Lineage: Eukaryota; Metazoa; Chordata; Actinopteri; Perciformes; Nototheniidae
Product: extracellular serine/threonine protein kinase FAM20C-like
Exons: 4
Biological process (GO): enamel mineralization; protein phosphorylation
Cellular component (GO): Golgi apparatus
Molecular function (GO): protein serine/threonine kinase activity
Source: RefSeq, a predicted model, not a curated record
GUGGGAGGUGGACCCAGAUUACUGUGAUGAGGUUAAGCAGACUCCUCCAUACGACCGAGGCACUCGCCUGCUGGACGUCAUGGAUAUGACCAUCUUUGAUUUCCUAAUGGGUAACAUGGAUCGUCAUCAUUACGAAACUUUUGAGAAGUUUGGAAAUGACACCUUCAUCAUUCACCUAGACAACGGAAGAGGGUUUGGAAAACACUCCCAUGAUGAGCUGUCCAUCCUGGUGCCUCUCAGUCAGUGCUGCAGGGUGAAGAAAUCCACCUACGUGCGCCUCAAGCUGCUGGCCAAGGAGGAGUUCAGGCUGAGCGUCCUGAUGGAGGAGUCCCUGCUGCGGGACCACCUGUCCCCCGUCCUGCUGCAGCGCCACCUGCAGGCGCUGGACCGCCGGCUGCGCCUGGUGCUGCAGGUCCUGGAGGGCUGCGUGGAGAAGGAGGGCUACGCCAACGUGGUGGAGGAGGAGGUCGGGGGGGACACGGCCACCCACAGGACCCCCGGACACAGGUAGUGAGGGCAGCAGAGGGGGACACACCACCCGGGACACAUGGACCACGUCUCUGGCUGUUCGGCCAAUAGGAGCGACCCACUUCUGAUAUCAAGCUGAAUUCAGUGAAUUCCAAGACUUGCCAUCAUUGCCUCUCUGAAAACUGCUUUUACGUGUUUAUAUAGAAGAAGAAGGAGCCGCCAUGAAAGACUGUGCUCACACAGAGGAUUUGUACUUGUUAGAUACAGAUGUAUUUUUGUCCUAUAAGACAUAAAGAACCAAUGCUGUGUUCUGAUUGUUUUGAGUAUGGAGGGUAUCAGUUCGUUUCAUGUGUUUUAUUAUAUUAGUACAUAACCAAAUGAGUGGAAUGGAGGGGCGUCUGGGGGACCGUUAGCUUUAUCAGUUAUCAUGAUGUAUGGAAAGGUUGAGAAAGUUGGAAAAGCUUUUUUUCUUUUUGUCAGAAACAAUCUACAACCAGUGUUCCCUUUAUCUAUCUACAUGUUCUGUCUUGGCAUAGACGGAAAGUGUUAUCACAAACAUCUGACAGUGUAAAUCUGAGUGCAAGUAUAUCUAACACUAACAGUAAGUUCACUUUGCCUUAUUCUGAUUUUGUAUCUCUUUUUUUUAUUUUCCCAUCUCCCCUGCGAGUCCAACUUGCUCAACAUGCAGUACGACAGCACAACACUAAAAUACUAUUGAAUGCUAAGUAAUUCAUGCUAAAUGGUUAUCUCAUUUAAAUGCACUACAUGCAGGACCUGGAAUAUUUACAGUUAUCUGUUAUAAUAUAAUUUUACAAUGCAAAUGUUACAGUUUGUAUGUUUUUCUAUGAGAUUACAUGUCAGAAAGACUAUUUAUUGGUGUGUCACAAAGAAUGAAAGGGGUUUAAUGAAUAGGUUAUGUUGCUUUAUAUGUUGGGAAAUAUUUACCUUAGGUACCUUAGCAUUGGAUGCUAUUUGAAAUGACAUUCCUUUUAGUACUACUAUGUUCACAUGAUAGGAAAACAACAAAGCUAUUUGGAGUUGGACAUGAAGCGGUGUUUCCUCCUGAGAGUCCUGUUCUGACCCGGUACCUGUGCAAUGACAGAAAUACAGUACUUGAAUGUUUUUGGGUUGACAGUAUGGACGGGGUUCACAGAGCUGGACUCAUGCUGAGGAGUGCAUUGUGGGAGAUGGAUCCCACUACAGGGAGAACCUCGGGCACUGCUCUUUGAAUUUCAUAUUCUCAGUGUAAAUAGCUAUAAAUACUUUGAAGACCAAGCUGCACCGCACAGUGAUUUGCUUCUGUGUUCUGCUGUUGCAUUGUUACUGUGAAGAUCUGUUUACUAAAUGAAUAAAGUGUGCAAUAAAAACGAAAGCGAGGACAA